AUGGAGCAAUCGAAAGUGACCUGCUUCACACGGAUGAGAUCUAAAGUCCACCAUAUCUGCAAUCGCAAGGGCAAGGAGAAGGAAAAGCAAGAAUCCGAAUUACCAUCCUCUCUUGCGCCGGCCAUCGUCGAUCCCCAAGAACAGGCAGACAGCGAGCCUGCUGUGAAGCCUGCCAUUAUCGAGGUGCAAAGUAUUGGUGAAGCUUCAGCUAGUGGAGCUAUUCUGGAUGAGUCAACGCUGCCCGAGCCUCUUUCUCUUCAGACAUGCGGCGAAGAUGAUAAUCGCGAACAGAUCAAACCUGAGACUCCGGAACGACCCCAAAAUGCUAAACGUGACUUGUGGCACGAGGCCUAUGUAAGGCUGGCUCCCGAGCUUCAAGAGAACCUGAAAAGCCUUGGCUUUGAUCAGCAGAGUCCUGAACCUGUGAAGCAGCGGAUAGAAGGCGUCCUAGCUGAAGCCAAAAGGCAACGGGACAAAUGUGAAGAGAAAGAUUGGAUCAUCAAGGUUGGAGAUCAUGAGAUCAAAGUUCGCGAUACAGCGGUGCAGAUAAUCGGGUGGGUUACAAAGAUCGGAGACCUUGCUGUUGGAUUCGCUCAGCCAGCAGAAGGGCCCUGGUCCGUGAUCAAGCUUCUUCUAGGUGGCAUCGAAGUCUAUGACAAAGAAAAGGGUGCCUUGCUUUCUAUUGUAGAAAACGUUACCCGUGUGAUAUAUUCCGGCCAGAUUUACGAGUCUAUCUACAAGUUGGAUAAAGCCGGAGUGGAGCCUACUAGUCGACUCUAUGAUGUUCUGGUGGAGAUUUACAACUUUAUAUUGGAGCUGGUGAUCAAGUCAACCGACGUUUCCUCUAACACGGCUGUCCAAUUUCUAAAAUCUGUGUUCGAUCCAGAAAAAGCAUCAGAUAUGCUGUGUACCUUGAGAGACCACAAAUCUAGGCUUGCGGAUGCCGUUCGUGUAUGUGAGGCUACGGCUCAGGCGAACCUGGAUUCUCUCCUACGAAUACAACUUGAGGAUGCUCACAUGGCACUAGUCGGUGUUACUCAUCGAAUUGAAAACGUAGUGCAGCGAAUGGACGAUCAAGAGCGGGACAAGCUACUUUCCUGGAUAUCAGACAUAAAGUACGGCAAUCACCAUGACCACGUAGUGGAAAGAAGAACACCCGAAACCGGAACGUGGCUGAUACGACAUGAAACAUUCCGCGAAUGGAGGGAUACGACUUCAUCUGGCAUACUGUGGCUUCGAGGAUAUCCUUGCUGGUCCCUUGAGCGACUGUCAAUCGAUGCUUUAGAUGAAGUUGCUGUCAAUGAACGACGCCAAUUGAUACGAGUGCUUGAUGAGCUUGUCUCACAGUCCACGAGCACGGUCAAAGUCUUCAUUGCGAGUCGACCUGAUGGAGAUAUUUCGUUCCAAUUUGCGUCGAAGCUUAAUGUGCAGAUUAGGGCUGCAGACAACAUGGAGGACAUUGACAAAUUCGUUACUAACAAGCUUGAGGAAAUUACCGCUUUGGCAGACUUACCAUCAUACCUGAAGAUUGACAUUAGGAAGGCUCUUUUAAGUGGUUGUGACAAUAUGUAA
Messenger RNA from Aspergillus oryzae RIB40, 1572 nucleotides. RefSeq lists its product as uncharacterized. Bases 1 to 1572 code for a protein of 523 amino acids. The transcript has 4 exons. The record is from RefSeq and is a predicted model, not a curated record. NCBI's taxonomy places the organism in Eukaryota, Fungi, Ascomycota, Eurotiomycetes, Eurotiales, Aspergillaceae.